AUGACAUAUAACGAUUUAAAGCAAUAUAACAAGCAUGCUAGUGUAGUGAAUAAAGCAUUUAUGUCAUCAUCGAAAGAUCGUCAAAUAGCCGAACAAUUUGCACGACCUGAUAUUCAUAGACUGAAUCAAUAUGGAGAAGAAAUUAAAUUAUUUGCUAUAUUUACUUACGAAAUAUGUAAGGAUUGCACUGGUUUUGUUAUUGAAACAAUAUCUGAAUAUCCACAAGAAAAAGAAAUAUUAAUUACGCCACUAUCAACAUUUAAAAUUAUCAAUAUUCAAAAAAAUAACGAUACAACGAAUCAUAUUGACGUAGAAAUUUAUUUAAAAGAAAUUUAA
Messenger RNA from Didymodactylos carnosus, 336 nucleotides. The record is from the annotation of a GenBank genome assembly. NCBI's taxonomy places the organism in Eukaryota, Metazoa, Rotifera, Eurotatoria, Philodinida, Philodinidae.